Messenger RNA from Peromyscus maniculatus bairdii (prairie deer mouse), 1362 nucleotides. Its product is annotated as protein SET-like. NCBI's taxonomy places the organism in Eukaryota, Metazoa, Chordata, Mammalia, Rodentia, Cricetidae. Gene Ontology annotation, cellular component: nucleus. Gene Ontology annotation, biological process: nucleosome assembly. The record is from RefSeq and is a predicted model, not a curated record.
AUGGCCCCGAAACGGCAAUCUGCACUCCUGCCUCAGUCCAAGAAACCCAAAUCGACUCCUGCCGCGAAGCUGGAGGACAAGCCGGCCUCUCCCGGCUUGCCGAAGGGAGAAAAAGAACAGCAAGAAGCAAUUGAACACAUUGACGAAGUACAAAAUGAAAUAGACAGACUCAAUGAACAAGCCAGUGAGGAAAUUUUGAAAGUAGAACAAAAAUAUAACAAACUCCGCCAACCAUUUUUUCAGAAGAGGUCAGAAUUGAUCGCCAAAAUCCCAAAUUUUUGGGUAACCACAUUUGUCAACCAUCCACAAGUGUCUGCACUGCUUGGGGAGGAGGAUGAAGAGACUCUGCAUUACUUGACCAGAGUUGAAGUGACAGAAUUUGAAGACGUUAAAUCAGGUUACAGAAUAGAUUUUUAUUUUGAUGAAAAUCCUUACUUUGAAAAUAAAGUUUUCUUCAAAGAAUUUCAUCUGAAUGAGAGUGGCGACCCAUCUUCAAAGUCCACUGAAAUCAAAUGGAAGUCUGGAAAGGAUUUGACAAAAUGCUCAAGUCAAACGCAGAAUAAGGCCAGCAGGAAGAGGCAGCAUGAAGAGCCGGAGAGCUUCUUUACCUGGUUCACUGACCGAUCUGAUGCAGGUGCAGAUGAGUUAGGAGAGGUCGUCAGAGACGGCGUUUGGCCAAACACCUUGAAGUACUAUUUGGUUCCUGAUAUGGACGAUGAAGAAGGAGAGGCAGAAGAUGAUGAUGAUGAAGAAGAGGAAGGCUUGGAUGAUAUUGAUGAGGAAGGGGAUGAAGAUGAAGGUGAAGAAGAUGAAGAUGAUGAUGAAGGGGAGGAAGGGGAGGAGGAUGAAGGUGAGGAUGACUAGCACAGAAGACUGAUGGAUUCCAGCCCUCUUUUUUAUUUUCUUUUUAUUUCUUAAUUUUCUCCAGUCCCUGGGAGCAGGUUGCGGUCAUUUCCCUCUACCCCCCCAGCCCCUCUUGUGCUCAGUCGCCCUGUUUUUGAGGUCUCUUCUCAACACCAUGGUUCUCAACCUAUUUGGGGGGAAAUACCUUGAACAAAAUACAACAGGAAAAGAAUCUCCACUAUUCUGUUCUAAAUUCAUUUUUAUCCUUUGUUGUCUCAAACUGCGGAUUCAACACCACCACUGUGCUCUGUGGGAAAAAAAGGAAAACCCUCCUGCCCCCUUGGCUCUGCUGGAGGCUGGGGGGUGCCAGGCCCCUGUGCAGAAGUACAUAGACUUCUAGCUUUUUUCCUUUCUCGGUAUAUUGGGCUCAGAGAUUACACUGUGUCUCUAUGUGAAUACAGACAGUUAGCAUUUACCAACAUAUAUCUGUCUACUUUCUCUCGUUUAAUAAAAAGAAAA